AAGAGCCGAGCCGAGCCGGGCCGAGCCGCAGCCGGCCCACCGGUGUGAGAUUGCGCUGUGCUGCGGAGGAAGCGAACCAGCGACCCGGCCAAGGGAAGAACGCGCGGGCCCCUGGAGCCGGGCAAGAUUGGCGCCGCCGCUCGCUCUCCCUCUCUCUGUUUCUCCGGGAGCUGUCCAGGUGCUGAACCCACCGGCCGCCUCUUAUGAACCAGCGCGGCGUGGGCUGCAAUCUCUCGAACUCAUGGUGGGCUUGUGAGCCGCGCUGGAGGGCGAGCGAGAGAAGGCCUGCCAAGGAGGCGCCGCAGCCUUUCCUCCUCCUCGCCGCACAAAAGCCGCCGCCGCCGCCGCUGCCGCUGCCGUUGCAGCUCCGGGAACAAGGACUGGCGCGGCGCAACCGCCCAGGCUGGAGACCCCCGCGGCAGGCGCCGCCGCUCCAUCCAGGGGCCCGGAAGGAGAAGACGGAUAAAGCAAAAAAUACCACAAAGCCAUAGCCCUCCGCGACGGGCAGCCUUGAGGCGCUGCGGGGUUUGCUUUUAUUUUUCUAGGCAAAAAGGGGGGGGGGGGAACCACGACCCUCUGGUUGGGCUUCUCCUCUUAAAUUUUAUUUUUCUACGUUUCUUUCUUUCUUUUUGUUCUUAUCCGGCGUCUUCCUUGCGCGAUUCCCAUCGCCAUCCCCAUCCGGCCGCUCCCCCCUCCUUUUUUCCCUGGUCUGAACCCAUCGGCGGACGCUGCGGGAGCUUUCUCACAUUCCGGGAAAGUCCAGAAAUCAUGCCAAGAUCUUUCCUGGUUAAAAAGGUCAAACUUGACGAUUUCUCCUCGGCGGAUCUAGAAAGCUCCUACAGCAGAUCGCGGGCGGACUUCAGCUCCCGGAUCCAUGACAAAGGUACAGGCGAGGGUGUGCUGCUGGUGGGGGGAGCCGGGACAAGACCCCGGGGCGUGCGGAGCGGGGAGAAAGAGGGCACGUCCCGAUCCGGGUCGGGCCGGGGGCGCCACACUUUGGAGCAACUCCGGUGGGCAGGAUCAACAGCCCGCGGGGUGUCCCCGUCACGGCACACGUGCGGGGAGUGCGGCAAGACGUACGCCACGUCCUCCAACCUGAGCCGCCACAAGCAGACGCACCGCAGCCUCGACAGCAAGAUGGCCAAGAAGUGCCCCACGUGCGGCAAGGUGUACGUCUCCAUGCCGGCCAUGGCGAUGCACCUGCUCACGCACGACCUCAAGCACAAGUGCGACGUGUGCGGCAAGGCCUUCAGCCGGCCGUGGCUGCUGCAGGGCCACAUGCGCUCGCACACCGGCGAGAAGCCCUUCGGCUGCGCCCACUGCGGGAAGGCCUUCGCCGACCGCUCCAACCUCCGCGCCCACAUGCAGACCCACUCCGCCUUCAAGCACUUCCGCUGCAAGCGGUGCAACAAGACCUUUGCCCUCAAGUCCUACUUGAACAAGCACUACGAGUCGGCCUGCUUCAAGGGGGCCACGGGACACGCCAGCCUCGGCGCUCCCCCUGCAUUGCCCUUCCUCCUUCGGGCUUUCAAAAAGGGUCAAGAGCGGACAGCAAAGGCGAGGAGAGAGGCGCCAACCUCCGCCACCCGCGACCCCAAAGUCUGUUCACCUCGACAGGUAAAAACGCCGACCACGCAACGGGAACACUUGCUACUCCCGCUCAGCAUUAAUCAGCCUCCUAAGCAGAAUGACGGUGAUGAUUAA
This is a messenger RNA of Pogona vitticeps (central bearded dragon), 1704 nucleotides long. The record is from RefSeq and is a predicted model, not a curated record. Lineage: Eukaryota; Metazoa; Chordata; Lepidosauria; Squamata; Agamidae.